CUCUCUUCGUUCGCACCUUUUCAAGCAAGUAAACUCCCAUAAUAGAGCUAAUCCCAGUGCAGAGACUGCUUUAGCCUCCCCCUCUAACGAGCAAGUAAGUAAACAAGUAGCUCAACCUUCGGUCAAGCCAGUAGCUAACGAUUCUGGGCAUGAAUGUGGAGCAGAUUCUCACCGAUUCGGAUUCAAUUGCUUGAUUCACUGGGCCUUCGACACUGGAUUUGCACAAAGAGAAAGACCUGCGCUUGACAAGAUCUCCUUCGCCGCUGCUCAAACCCCAGGCGGCUUAGGGCCUUCCAGAACCGGGGGACUUCUUACAACGGAAUUAUGCCAAGACCGACUCAGAAGCGCUUUCCUUAGGAAUCCUGUCGGAGCAGGUGAAAAAGUAGUAGCAGUAGCACGCGCUUCCCUAGUAGCAGGAAAGGAGGAUAGAAUUAGUGCGCUACCUUCUCCCCAAGGUAGCUUUCUUACUUAG
Dovyalis caffra is the source of this 472-nucleotide messenger RNA. Lineage: Eukaryota; Viridiplantae; Streptophyta; Magnoliopsida; Malpighiales; Salicaceae. The record is from the annotation of a GenBank genome assembly.